Debaryomyces hansenii CBS767 is the source of this 1185-nucleotide messenger RNA. It is a transcript of the gene MRP7, whose product is annotated as mitochondrial 54S ribosomal protein bL27m. Gene Ontology annotation, biological process: translation. The coding region runs from base 1 to 1185 and encodes 394 amino acids. Gene Ontology annotation, cellular component: ribosome; mitochondrial large ribosomal subunit. Gene Ontology annotation, molecular function: structural constituent of ribosome. The record is from RefSeq and is a predicted model, not a curated record. NCBI's taxonomy places the organism in Eukaryota, Fungi, Ascomycota, Pichiomycetes, Serinales, Debaryomycetaceae. The transcript has a single exon.
AUGUCGUUUAUAAAACAGGUGGGUAAAUUGAUACGUCCUAAUGAUUAUAGCUCUAGCAUCUUUCAAACCUCGUUUUUAAAUAAUGUAAUUCAGGUUCGUACUGCAACAAAAAGAGCUGCAGGUUCGAAGACCAAUAAGAAUGAUUCUGCUGGUAGAAGAUUAGGUCCUAAAGCCUAUGAAGGUCAUUUUGUUAAACCGGGUCAAAUUAUUAUGAGACAAAGAGGUACUAAAAUACAUCCUGGUGAAAAUGUUGAUAUCGGUAAAGAUCAUACUAUUUUUGCUAUAGAACCUGGUUACGUCCGUUUCUAUUAUGAUCCAUUCCAUCCAUUAAGAAAAUAUGUUGGUAUUGCUUUAAGAAAGGACUUAAAUUUACCAACUCCCCAUUUCUCUCCUAGAGUUAGAAGAUUUGGUUAUGAAAAGAUAACGGAUCCAGCUGAAGCUGAAAAGGAAGAAAAUCAUAUGUCAAGAAAAGAAUUUUUACAACAGCCCGAAUUAGAAAAAACCAGACAAGAACAACAAAAUCAAGAAGAACAAAGGGCUUCGGCUUUCAGAAACGCUUUAUCGUCUCAAUUUAAUUUAGAUUUGAGCGAGGCUGAUUUUCAAUUAGCAUUAAAUAGAUUGUUGAACAUCUCUCAAUUGACCAACGUGGGUCAAACUUUGGAAGAUGCAGAAGUACAAUCUACGUACAACUAUGUUUUCGAUUUGAAAUUAUCCUGCAAGAGAGGAGAAAUGACUUCGGAGGAAUUUUCAAAUUUGAAAAUGCAUUACAUACAGUUUGCUGAAAACUUCGAUAAAAAGGUAACCAUAGAUGCACAAGGUAACCCAUGUACAUAUGUUACCCCUGAAGCCAAAAAAGAGAACCAAAAUGAGAUACUAAGUAAAUUAGAAAAUGAAUUCUCCAAUAGAGUAAUUAGUGAAAAGGAUAAAGAGACCAUUUUUGAUUUAAUUAUGACUCCUGGUAUCUAUAAUCUUUCUCAACAAUCCUAUUUAAAGGACCGUUUCUUACCAAGUGUUUUGCCAACCACAGUUAAAGAGACUGUUGUGGAAGAUGUAGAUCCAAAAAAGCCACCUAAGGGGGUUAUUGUAACUAGAAUCUUUGAUGAAGAAACUAAACAGAUCAAGGUAAUAGGUAGGACUAAAGAAGCCUACAUUGGGCAAACAGAUUUAGAUAAAUCUCUUGCUUGA